Molecule: messenger RNA, 1351 nt
Organism: Lactuca virosa
Lineage: Eukaryota; Viridiplantae; Streptophyta; Magnoliopsida; Asterales; Asteraceae
Source: the annotation of a GenBank genome assembly
CUGCAAAACAAAUACAAAAGAAAGAGAACCAUGGAAGGAAAAAAUAUCUUACAUAUGAAUACUGGCAAUGGAGAAUUAAGCUAUGCCCGUAACUCGCUUCUUCAGGAAUCUAUGACGAGGAAAGCUCUUUCAGUUUUAAAUCUUGCAAUCAAGAGUAUGGCUGAUCUUGACAUCAUCUUCAGUCAGUGUGUCAAGAUAGCAGAUUUGGGAUGCUCCUCUAGUGUAAAUUCACUAUUGGUUGCAUCCAACAUUAUCGAUAUAGUCAACAAGCUGUGUGAAGAAAAUAAUCAAAAAGCACCACAGUUUGAAUUUUACUUAAAUGACCUUUUCGGAAAUGAUUUCAAUACCAUUAUCAAAAUGAUACCCAACUUUUAUUCAAAACUUAAGAAGGAUCAGGGAGAACAUUCUGGCCAUUGUUUUGUUUCAGCUACCCCUGGUUCAUUUUAUGGUAGACUCUUUCCAGACCAAAGCAUGCACCUUGUUCACUCGUCAUACUGUCUUCAUUGGCUUUCUCAGGCACCUGACGGUAUUGAAAACAACACAACGAAUAUAUACAUCGCCAAAUCAAGUCCGCCAAAUGUGUUUGAAGCUUAUGAAAAGCAAUUUCAGAACGACUUUGGAAACUUUUUAAAGGUACGCUCUCAAGAAAUAGUACAAGGUGGAUGCAUGGUAUUAACUUUUAUUGGUCGGAGUAUGGCUGAUCCAACCUGCGAUGAUUGUAUCUAUCUUUGGCAUCUACUAGGGCUAUCACUUCUUGAUUUGCUAAAAGAGGGAUUGAUCCAAGAAUCAGAUUUGAACUCCUUCAAUAUGCCAUACUAUACUCCAUACGAGGAUGAAGUUAUGAAUAUUAUUAGAAAUGAAGGGUCGUUCUCUCUUGAUACCUUGAAUGUUUUUCAAGUCAACUGGUAUCCAAUCAAGACGGAUGAUGAUGAUGAUGAUGAUGAUGCAAAUGCGAAAGAUUUUAAUGAGCCAAGCCAUAUCUAUGGGAAAAAGACAGCAAAAGCCAUUAGAGCUGCUGUGGAACCAUUUUUGACGUCUCAUUUUGGAAAUUCCAUUAUGGACGUCCUAUUUAAAAGGUAUGCAAAGCAUGUGGCGUUACAUCUAGCUAAAAAGAAUACAGGACACUUUAGUCUUGUCAUUUCAUUGUCAAAAAAAUAAACUAUUCGUGUGCUCAAAAUAUGUUUGUUGUUUCAAGUUUGCUUAUUGUUAUAUUUUCAAUAAAUGCACAACUGUGUCUCUAAUUUGUUGGCUUCAUAUUAAUUGGAGUGUUAUCUUUGUAUAAUAAACGAAACUAUGCUUGUACUCUGUAAUUCUAUUUGUACUCUGUAAUUCUAUUUGUAUCUUUGUUUUA